Messenger RNA from Equus caballus (horse), 6494 nucleotides. The record is from RefSeq and is a predicted model, not a curated record. Lineage: Eukaryota; Metazoa; Chordata; Mammalia; Perissodactyla; Equidae.
GGCCAGUCCCAUGUGGAUGGAAGCCACUGGCCGAGGUGCCUCCUCUGCACAUGAGAGAGCUGGGGCUCUUGUGCAUGAGAAGGAGCUGAGCAGCCGAGUGGGGACCAAUGAGAGCAUCAGCAAGGAUACUGCUAUAGAUAAAUACAUGCUCCUGGAGCCUGGCCAUAGAGAGUGAAGUAAAGGGGGGCCUCAAGACAAGGCACCUUUGGGGGCUCAAAAGAGAUGGUGUCCUAGAGGGCUUCCAGGAGGAAGAGUUAAUGAUGGCUGCUCACUGUCCUGUCUGUGGUGUCCCCGGCAGGGAGUUCUGGCUUGGUUGUGUCCCCGUGCUGCUGGGGUUCUGGCUAAAAUGGGCACAGGUGCUUCCUGAAUAGAAAGAGAUGGUUUCAUUACUUUAUAUAUGCUAAAAUCUCGUGAACUCGGAGUUUUUGCCAAUGUGACAGAGGCUGAGCUAAAAUGGGCUUUCUUGAACUAUAAGUUUGAGGAUGUAUUUUUAUAUCCAGCACAGGGAUUUGUACGUGCUGGAUGCUCUGUAUCUUAGCUAAAUGUUUAACUUAUCUGAGACCAAAUUGUUUCAAGUCCUUCAGACACACGUGGCCAUAUACGGACCCACGGUUGUCUGAGAUAUGCAUCAUUCUUAGCUCUUCACUGAAGGAGUUCCCCAGGGACUUCUCCUGACCAGUAACUUUAAAUCCUAGUUUCAGAUCUGUGUACCAAACAGCUUUUGUUUCAGGUUAUUUGGAGUCACGUUUUUUCGUAAAUUCAUUUCGGCUUAUGUAGAAUUAUUCCAGUUUAUCUAGAUUUAACUUGUCAGGAACUUCUUGGAAUUUCCAGGCAGUUUGACCUCUGGCAUCGCCCCAGAUCUCUCCAUUGAAGGGCUGCAUUUAGGGGGACCCAACUCCGUUCCCUCGCGCCUGAGAACAGGCAAAAGUGCACAGCAGCCUCCUCGAGCCUCAUGCACUUUAGGUAAAAUUUGACUAGACUGUUCUGAGGUUUGACGAGGGCUCACCCUGAUUCAACCUGAGGGUGGAGUCCGCGCUCUCCCGUGUCCAGUAGAGCUGUGCUGCCAGGCGGGUCACCCAGAAACCAGUAGUUAGCGGCUAAGGGGGCUUCAGAAGGGCAUUUGUAAGUUAAAAAAAAAAAGUUUUUUUUUUAAUAAACUAAAAGUUCCUAGAAUAGAAUAAAAAGAUCAAGGCACCUAGAAUAGAAUAUUGCCAGGGCCCACAAGCCCCCUUGUGCCCAUUUCUAGUCACUGCUCCCCAAGGUGAACCACUAUUCUGAAUUCAGCAUCCAUUUCAAACUUUAUAUAAAUGGGUCAUACAGUAUGUGCUCUUUUGUGUCUGGCUUAUUUUACUCAACAUAAUAUCUGUGAGAUUCAUCCCCAUUGUGUGUAGCUCACUCAUAUUCUCAUCACUAUAUAAUGCUCCAUUGUGUAACUGUAGCUCCCUUUAUUCAUGCAUUCCGCUGUCAUGGAGUUUGUGUUUUCAAACACAUGAUAAGGUGAUGUCUAUGAAGCAUGUCGGUGGGGCCCAGACCUAUCCCUUUUAACUUUCUGAAAAGCCUGGAAGUUUCUGAGUCUCAUGAAGAUCUGUAGUGAUGGUUGUCUCCUAACUCACAGCGUGCGUGAGGGAGGAGAGGCCGGAGAAACCCUGAAUGAACUUCUCCUGCAUCUGAAGACGUACAACUUGUACUAUGAAGGCCAGAAUUUGCAGCUCCGACACCGCGAGGAAGAAGACGAGUUCAUCGUGGAGGGACUGCUGAACAUCUCCUGGGGCCUGCGCCGGCCCAUUCGUCUGCAGAUGCAGGAUGACAACGAGCGCAUUCGUCCCCCUCCAUCCUCUUCCUCCUGGCACUCCGGCUGUAACUUGGGGGCUCAGGGCCCCACCCUGAAGCCCCUCAACAUGCCCGACAUUCAGAUCUCAGAGGUGGACGCCCCACAGGAGAGUGACCAGGGGACGAGCCCCACAGACUCCAGGGGCCUGAAGCCCGUGCAGGAAGACACCCCACAGCUGAUGCGCACACGCAGUGAUGUUGGGGUGCGUCGCCGUGGCAACGUGAGGACCUCCAGCGAUCAGCGGCGAAUCAGACGCCACCGCUUCUCCAUCAAUGGCCAUUUCUACAACCACAAGACAUCAGUGUUCACGCCAGCCUAUGGCUCGGUCACCAACGUCCGCAUCAACAGCACCAUGACCACUCCACAGGUCCUGAAGCUGCUGCUCAACAAAUUUAAGAUCGAGAAUUCGGCAGAGGAGUUUGCUUUGUACGUGGUCCAUACCAGCGGUGAGAAACAGAAGCUGAAGAACACUGAUUACCCACUGAUCGCCCGGAUCCUUCAAGGCCCAUGUGAGCAGGUGUCCAAAGUGUUCCUCAUGGAGAAGGACCAGGUGGAGGAAGUCACCUAUGAUGUGGCCCAGUAUAUAAAGUUCGAGAUGCCUGUCCUUAAAAGCUUCAUCCAGAAGCUCCAAGAGGAGGAAGAUCGGGAAGUAAAGAAGCUGAUGCGCAAGUACACCGUGCUCCGGCUAAUGAUUCGGCAGAGGCUGGAGGAGAUAGCCGAGACCCCAGCAACAAUCUGAGCCACAAGAAGGAGGGGAUCCAGACACCACAGGGGCCACCGUUGACAUGAGAAGAUCCACAGUAAGGUGGGCGCCUUCCUUCCACGGAAACGUUUAAAUAUAAACCUCUCCAGCUCCCCACAAGCUGCCGUUUGCUGCCUGGAGCGAGAUGGAGAAGCCAGCAGACAACUCCCCAACCUUGGAUCCUUGCACUCCUUUCUUUCCCUCACAAGGACUUUUGAUUUUUGUUUAUAAGGAGGACCCAAAAAUGUGUGUUUGUGCGCACAUGCACACAUGGUACACAUCUACGUGCCUACCUGGUAUUUUGGUAGUUAAAUUCCAAGCAACCAGCACAAGUGCCAUGAGGCUGGCAGAUGUGCUGCUUGUGGGCAGGAAAAUCAAGGGGGUCACUGGUCUGAAGGGUUUAAGCUGAAGAAAAGAUUCCUCCCCUCAAGUGCCAGGGAGCAGCCACACGUGUCUCCCCACAUUUAGAAGGGGAAGGGACCUCAGCAAGCUCACCUUUCAGAGUAUGUAUAUGUUAGUAGAGAUUCUCCCUGUAUGCCUAGAAGAAUCAGGAUUGUAAGACCCUUGGAAAUUAACAAAAUAACAGCCCCAUGGCCUUGGGGCAGGUCCCAGGAAAGAGAGAGAAACCAGCACUGGGGUAGAUGCAAUAAACCCACAGGUUUUUACACUGGAAACUUUGAUUGUUUUAAGUAACAAAGACAUACAUGAUGAGCUGUGUGGAUGCCUGUAGAGAACGGAUUCUGCCUCCAUCCUCGCCUCCGUGGCCACCUCUAGGACACAGAGGGGAGCCUGAUGUUUCUCUCAGCACGCCCAGCUGCAGAUCCCAACUCUUUGGGACCUUCUUGAGUUGAAGGAAAGGUCUCGUGAAACAGGUCUCGCUGGUUUGCACAUGGUGGUGACUGGCCAGCAUGGCCAGGGCCUGGCCUUGUUCUGGGUGGGUGGGGGUGGCCAGGAAGUUUCCCUCCUUGAGAAAAUGUAGAAGCUCCUUGCAGAAAUGACAGGUGCCCGGGAGUCCGGCCCACUUUCACCUCAACAAGGGGUCUGCCUGGUCUUGGAGCUGAGGCUAUGUGUUUGAAGUCAAGGCUUUAUUCUUUCCAACCUCUGGAUUCUUGCAAGUUGCCCUCAUGUUACACGUUUAGAUGGACUCCAAAAAUGAGGACUUGUCCUGUUACUGACUGAGUGUGGGCUUCAGGGAAGUUCUUUGGGCUCCCCUGUGAAGGUGCCUAGGGAGGACGGGGCUUCUCCCUCAGCUUCUCUGAGCAGCCACCUGGGUGAUCUUUAGAGCAGACCCCAAUAGGAGGAAAGGGCAGGGACGGUCUGUCCCUGGUGGCCCCCAUCGGGGAGAUGGCAGGUAGCUCAGCAGCAGUGCAGCUGCAACAGUUUGAAGAGGAACAGAGAUGCUUGGAGCAGUGUGUGGAGAUCAAGCGAGACCAGGAGCUCCUAACAGCAGGUGUCUGAGUCUUGUUAGGAUGAGAGCUCUCCAUCUCUUCUCCACUUUCUCUCCAAGAAAAGUUUGGAGAGCUGGGCAGUUGAGGAAAUGAGAGGAAAUCGGUGCCUGCAAAAAAAGUAGACCUUUGUAGCAGAGCCCGUCCUGCCCCAGGCACCCUCCUGCCCCCCUCCCCGCCCCUGUGGCCUCCAUGGCCUCUUUAGAUGGCUCCCAGCUGUGGUCUCAUUGUUGACUUUCAAAAAGAUGGCACACUGCCACCUGGCAUUUUGCCGGGGCUUUCUUAAGCAAUCCUCCCUCCUUUGUGGGGACAGCACCACCGGCCCCGUGGGACGUGGACUGGAAAUCCGGAAGGCCUUAGUCUCAAUCACACCUCAGUGGGCUUCUGCAAAACGCACAGAAAAAAUCCGGGGGCGGGGUCAGAGGCGUCCUUUGUUACAGAUGGAAAGAGCAGUUUCGUGAAUGCAUGCAUACUUCCUGAGUUUUGCAUUUGAAAAAAUGACUUGCGAAACUUCUCUUCCAGUUACUUUUAUUUUUGAAUGUUCAAAGCCUUUGUUGGCCCCAAUAAUUCUCCUUGGGGAGUUAGGGAGAACAGUUUUCACAAGGCAAAUUACUAACCACUACCUUUUAUUGGACAGCUAUUUCUGGUUUAUAAAAGUUCUCUUUAAUUUGCACUAGCACUACGAUAGUGUUAAACAUGGAAAUGUUGCAGAAUGUCAGGUCUGCCAGAUCACUCUCUGAGAAAGUGACCCUACGGUAGACUUGGCUUUUUAAAGACGGGGGUCGGGAUGGAAGGGAGGGGAAAUCGUAUCUGACACCAUACAUUCCGUUUAAUGCAAGCCGCACUCUUCCAUUUAGGCCUACCCUGUUUAGAGAUCAUUUCUCACGUCCUAAUAACCCGACCAGGAAUUUUGGAAAGGUUCUUUGAAAUAGCAGCAGCUGAAACAGAGACAUUUCGCCGCCAUGUGGAGCCGGAUUUUCUCACUGGUAUCACAUGGCCUGGCAGCUUUGAACUCCUCGCCUGAUUUGUAUGGGUUUAUGUAAUUGCGUGCAAUGAACCUGAAAUUGUGUGAAGAACAAAAGGCCAGCUUGUAGGGUAUUUUUCCUAACUUGUGAAAAGCAGUACAGCUACAUCUGGCUUGCUUUUUCCAGGGCUUAUGUUACAAGGUGAUCAAAUGAAGGAAAAACCUGAGUCCAUCUGGUUGGGAAGGGGGUCUGUUCCCCCAGUGAUGGUGGAAUUAAGCACAAGGUCACAUUCUCUGUGACCAGGUUAGUGGGAAGGUGAUGAGUUAAGGGGCGGGGGGUUGAGGGGGCGGGGGGUGGUGCCUUGGGGAGGGACUGAGAAGCCCAGGCGCCAGGCUUGCCUGGACGUGUUGGUGAGGAAUGUGCACAUUGGUCUCCAGGCUGGACCGACUUUAACUGGGAGUUGAGGUGGAGGCAGGAGGAGCUCAGGUUAGCCACCCAUCCACGGGGAAAAUGAUGAGACUUGAAGUCAGGGUUUUGGUCUGAAACUUCAAGGAGAAAUAUUCUCACCCUUCCCUCCUCCCAACCGGAAAGAAAACAAUACUCUCUCCUAGACAUCUCCAGAUAAAGACAUUUUAUCAUCAGUGUAGAUAAGACUUUGACAUAUAAUGACCAAAAAAGAAAAAAACCUGUUCUCUGAUGCAAAAACGUCUUGGCAAGAAUUCUUUUCUGCGGAGUUGAGUGAUUAUUUCAGAAGGCCGCAGAAGGGCAAGAAGCACUCAAGAAAAGAGAAGCUCCUUUAAAAAAAAAUGUAUUUCAAAGCUCUGUAACACUGAGAACACGGUGUCAUAGAUGCAUCUCCGAGAAAGACUUCUAUAUCAAUGAGGGAAUUUAUUUCACUGUCUCAUGGCGACCAAGUCAUGAUGUGGGGGCUGAGGUAGGAGACAGAGAUCUCCCUGAGCAUCCUGAGGCAGCGGUGCAUUUUUGAGCAUCUACAAAUGGUUUUACCUAAUCUUGCCUGAAGUGGACGAGACGAGAAAUGAUCUCCUAGAGAGGUAGAAAUAAAAGCAAAUAUGGCAUCCUUUCUUUCAGACGCAAUUGAAAGGUCUUCCCCCCGUCACAGGAGGUUACAGCGCCCCCUGUGUUUUAACCAAGCACAAGAUGUGGACAAGCUGUGAAGGGAAAGCCUGAGUUUACUCUUAGAGUCUUCCCUGGAGGUUGCAGACCUGUCUCCCAGGUUGAUGGUUUCUGGUGUGUAAUUGCUAGUGUUUCUUAAAGGUUUCCCCACUUGUUUUAACUUUGUGAAGUAUUCUUUUCUUAAUUACACUUGCCUUUCAGCAAUGGUACAUGACCUGGUUCAAUGUUUGGUUCUGAACUUAUAAACUGAUGUGUUUAGGAAUCUUAACAUAAUUUGACAAGGCCUCAGUAGGGAGCUGUGAAUUUCUGUAACAUUUUGAUAUGUUUUAAUGCACCGAACUUAGAUCCUGUCAAAAUAAAGCACUUUUCAAAGAGAA